Messenger RNA from Rotaria sordida, 2055 nucleotides. Lineage: Eukaryota; Metazoa; Rotifera; Eurotatoria; Philodinida; Philodinidae. The record is from the annotation of a GenBank genome assembly.
AUGGCACGAACAAUGUUGGCAUACUUUAUGGAAAUAGCAACCGAACUUUCGAAAAAACAAAUCACGUUUUCAACUGGCGUUGGUUCUCAUCCAUACUCAAUUGCGGUCGACCAUUUCAAUGAUGAUGGAUUUCUCGACAUAGCUAUCGCUAACUCUGGUACUCAUCAAAUAGGUGUACUUCUCAAUAACGGCAAUAAAAGUUUCGCUAGACAAGUCAUCUAUUCCAUUGGUGCUGCUUCUCCAUAUGCCAUUGGAGUCGGAGACUUCAACCAAGAUAAUCGAUUAGACAUCGUCGUCACUAAUAACGGUCUUGAAAAUAUAGGUGUACUUCUUGGAUAUGGAAACGGCGAUUUUGAAAAUUCAAUCAUGUAUUCCACUGGAUCUUAUUCUUCGAUUUCAUUCGCAAUAGGUGAUCUCGACGCGGACCACAGAUUAGACAUUGCCGUCGUAAACAAUGAUACUGACAGCAUAGAUAUUCUCCUUGGUCAAUUUGAAGGUUUUUUAAAUCAAACAACGUAUCCAACCGGCUCUUCUCCAUCAUCUGUAGCUGUUGGUGAUUUCAACAGUGACACUCGACUAGAUAUCGUUGUCGCCAAUUAUAAGAGCAAUGAUACGAGUGUCCUUCUUGGAUAUGGGAAUGGUUCUUUUGCAAAAGAAACAAGAUAUUCAGUUGGAAACUACCCCACGUCUGUAGGUGUUGGUGACUUCAAUAACGACACUCGGUUAGAUAUUGUUGUCGUCAAUCAAGAUAGUAAUGAUGUGAGUGUCCUUCUUGGAUAUGGGAAUGGUUCUUUUGCAAAAGAAACAAGAUAUUCAGUUGGUUCUUCUCCACGAUCUGUAGCUGUUGGUGAUUUCAAUAACGACACUCUGUUAGACAUCGUUGUGGCUAAUCGCGAUAGCAAUGAUGUGAGUGUCCUUCUUGGAUUUGGGAAUGGUUCUUUUGCAAAACAAGCAAGAUAUUCAGUUGGCUCUGCUCCAGGAUCUGUAGCUGUUGGUGAUUUCAACAACGACAGUCGACUAGAUAUCGUUGUUGUCAAUGGGAAUAGCUAUGAAGUGAGUGUACUUCUUGGAUAUCAAAAUGGUUCUUUUGCAAAAGAAACAAGAUAUUUAGCUGGCUCUGCUCCACAUUCUGUAGCUGUUGGUGAUUUCAACAAUGACACUCGACUAGAUAUCGUUGUCGCUAACUAUUUUAGCAAUGUUGUGAGUGUCCUUCUUGGAUUUGGGAAUGGUUCUUUUGGAACUGUCACAAACUUUUCAGUUGGCUCUACUCCAAUAUUUGUAGCUAUUGGCGAUUUUAACAACGACACUCGAGUAGAUAUUGUUGUCAUCAAUCGUUAUAGCACUGAUGUGAGUGUCCUUCUUGGAUAUGAAAAUGGUUCUUUUGCAAAAGAAAGAAGAUAUUCAGUGGGUCUUGAAGCAUGGUAUGGAGCUGUUGGUGAUUUCAACAACGAUAGUCGACUAGAUAUCGCAGUUGCCAAUUCAGGUAGAAAUGAUGUGAGUAUUCUCCUGCAAUAUAACCGAGGAGCGAUAGCAUAUAAAAUGUCCUAUGCAUCUGGUGGUGGGUCCGACUUACAAUGCGUAGUGAUUGGUGAUUUGAAUAAUGACAGUAACCUGGAUAUCGUCUUGGCUAAUUACGGUAGUAAUAGUGUAGGUUUCCUUGUGGGAUAUGGAAAUGGCAGUUUCAAAAAUGAAAUCUUGCUUAGCAUUGACUCGAAUUCUCAUCCGAAUUUAAUUGCUAUUGGCGAUUUCAAUGACGACAGUAUAUUAGACAUUGCUGCUGUCAAUUAUGGUACAAAGAAAGUAGAUAUGUUGCUUGGGUACGGGCACGGAACGUUUGCAAGUCAAACAAGUGAAGGUAUUAGUGUCGAUUCACGCCCGUUAGCUAUUACUUCUGGUGAUUUUAAUAAUGACAAACGAUCGGAUAUUGCUAUCUCCUACCACGGAAGCGAUAACGUAGAUAUCUUUGUUGCAUGCAACCUUGGUUCUUUUGCAAAAGAAGCAAGAAAUCCCGUUGGUAAAUCGCCACUGUCUGUAGCUGUUGGUGGUUUCAACAGC